Drosophila miranda is the source of this 829-nucleotide messenger RNA. It is a transcript of the gene PTPMT1, whose product is annotated as phosphatidylglycerophosphatase and protein-tyrosine phosphatase 1. The record is from RefSeq and is a predicted model, not a curated record. Gene Ontology annotation, molecular function: protein tyrosine/serine/threonine phosphatase activity; phosphatidylglycerophosphatase activity; phosphatidylinositol-4,5-bisphosphate 5-phosphatase activity. Bases 82 to 684 code for a protein of 200 amino acids. Lineage: Eukaryota; Metazoa; Arthropoda; Insecta; Diptera; Drosophilidae. Gene Ontology annotation, biological process: protein dephosphorylation. The transcript has 4 exons.
ACUAAUUAGAAGACGAGGCGGCAUUGUACACACGUGAAUCACUAUUGUCUCGAACCCACCAGCAGCUGAGCUCCAACCGGCAUGGAGAUGAGUGCUGCUAUGUUCGCACGUGUGUCCUUCUACCCCACCCUGCUCUACAAUGUCCUGAUGGAGAAAGCUUCCGCCAGGAAUUGGUACGACCGCAUUGACGACACUGUCAUACUAGGAGCACUCCCCUUUCGGAAUCAAGCCAAUGACUUGAUUCAGAAGGAGAACAUGAAGGCGGUGGUGUCCAUGAACGAGGACUACGAGCUGACAGCCUUCUCGAACAAUACUGAUAAAUGGCGGAAACUUAACGUCGAGUUCCUACAGCUGGCCACCACCGACAUCUUCGAGUCGCCCAACCAGGAGAAGCUCUUCCGCGGCGUAGAGUUCAUCAAUAAGUUCCUGCCUCUGUCCAAUCGCAUCAGCGGACUGAGCUCCACGCAGUCGCCAGAGAAUGUUGGCUCUGUCUAUGUACACUGCAAGGCAGGCAGAACGCGCAGUGCCACCUUGGUCGGAUGUUAUCUGAUGAUGAAAAAUGGAUGGACCCCAGACGAAGCUGUAGAUCACAUGCGUGCGUGUCGUCCGCAUAUUUUACUGCACACCAAACAAUGGGACGCCCUCAGAUUAUUCUACACAAAUAAUGUGCAAGCAAAGUCAUGACCUAAGAUGUUCAAUAGCACAAAAUGUUUAUUGCCUAGAUUACCAUACGUAACUGGAACAGCUUGUUCCCCCAUUAACGUUUCCCAACUAAUGAAAUAGGUGCAGUUCUCUGAUUUUGUUGAAAAUUACAAUUUUUGUAAAAACA